ACUUCUCAGAAUGAGAUUUAUUUUCCUGGAAGCUAAAUCAAAAGUGGUUAUUCUGUUGAAUUUGAUAAAGCAUUCUAAUCUGAUAAGUCACAUUUAAAACUAAUGUGAGUUACUAUUUAAACAUCAUUCAAGUCUAAUUCAUCUCAUAGUUAAAAUCGUAGAAAUUUCUCCAAUUCUAGAACUAAGUUUCAGUGAAAGUUUUCAUAUAAUGUUUCAGUUAAUCGUCUUCUGUUUACUUCCAUUAUUCGUUUCUUGUGCCAUCAACUGGGAAGAUUGUGGAAACGCUGAUAGAUCAUUUGUCUUCAGAAAGUUGAACUUCAAAGAUCAGAAUUUGGUCAUCGAUGGCAAGAGCCCGAUUCAAACUGAAGUUGACUUCAGUUUACUUGAUCCUGUUGACAAGGAAGUUACAUUAAGUGCUGAGCUCAGAAGAUACUUUAACAUUCUUGGUGCUGAGCAAAGUGUUAAACUUCCUUGCAUAAACGACGUUGGAAGCUGUUCCAAUAACUUCUGUUAUUUGGUUCAAUCUUACGAAACCGUGGCUCGAACCAUUGCUACUCAACUGAAAGUACCUUUUAACUGCGAGAUGAAGUCAGGUCGAUAUUCAGGAAACAUUACUUAUCCUGUUCCAUUGGAUGGAUUCAGACCAUUGCUUUCCGCUCUUAGCUGGGCAGCUUCGGGUAAAUACGAGUUUAUUGUUCGAUGGUACUUAGAGGGUAACGAGAUUGGAUGCCUUGCUGUGUCAGCUGAUUUACAAAUCGAUGUAUAACCUUUUUCAUCAAACUUCAUGUACCAUGGAUAACAGAUAACCGUAAUUCAAUUUUCAAUUCAAGCAAGGCUUAAAUGAAUGUAAAGACUUGAGCUUCAAAAAUGUUGUAUAUGUUAUUCAAAAAAAUGAUGCUCGUACCCUAAACUGUAUCAUUAUUAAUACUCAGCCUCAGAUUUUUUGUAAAAUCAUUUGCAGAAAUUAAAAAUAUGUUCAUAAA
Tetranychus urticae (two-spotted spider mite) is the source of this 983-nucleotide messenger RNA. Its product is annotated as ganglioside GM2 activator-like. Gene Ontology annotation, molecular function: enzyme activator activity; lipid carrier activity. Gene Ontology annotation, cellular component: cytoplasmic side of plasma membrane. NCBI's taxonomy places the organism in Eukaryota, Metazoa, Arthropoda, Arachnida, Trombidiformes, Tetranychidae. Gene Ontology annotation, biological process: lipid transport; ganglioside catabolic process. The record is from RefSeq and is a predicted model, not a curated record.